CCCCGCUUGGUUCCCUUCCCUUAGGCCGCCCAGCGCCUUCCGCUCCCAUAGUGCAUCGCGUCGAAUCAUGGACCAUAAUGACAGCGAUUUGCAAGGGACAAACAGUAUGGGUUCCCUGAGCGGGUUGGAUGUCCGAAGACGAAUUCCAAUAAAACUCAUCUCCAAACAUCCAAAUAAAAGUAAACUUUCUCCUCGUCCUCCAAGAAACAUGAACCGAAUGCCUGCAAAGCCACAGUCAGGUGAAGAAGGCUCCCCUACCCCGUCGGAUGACGGAGCAGGAGGUGGAGCCCCGACCCAGUGCCAAGGGACAUUGUCGCUGGAAUUGGGCUUUGAUUACAACGAGGAAGAAAGAUAUGAUAACAAAGGAGGAGACAUGUUUGGGAAUCAAAGAAGAUUUCCUUCUCUCAUGUUUUGGGACUAUAAGCUGAAUCUUAUUGGAGAAAAGGAUGAAAUUCCUGUCCACUUAUGUGACAAAUGUGGCUUGCCUAUAAAACUUUAUGGACGUAUGAUCCCUUGCAAGCAUGUUUUCUGCUAUGAUUGUGCUUUGCAACACGAAAAAAAGGCUGAUAAACUGUGUCCAGGAACACUUGUUGAAGAAAGUACUGACACCUAUAAGCGUUUGAGUUGUAAUGAUCCUGUUCAACGAAUUGAGCAGUGUACUCGUGGAUCUCUCUUCAUGUGCAGCAUUGUACAAGGAUGUAAAAGAACAUAUUUGUCUCAAAGAGACUUGCAAGCACACAUAAAUCAUCGCCACAUGAGAGCUGGGAAGCCAGCUGCCCGUCCGCAGCCAGAGCCAAUUCAUCCUCCAAUGGCCCCACCACCUGCAGAAAUUACUGAUCGUUUCAUAAUGCCCCCAGACAAGCACCACCUAAGUCAUAUGCCCCCAAAACAGCACAUACUAAUGCCCCCACCUCCAAUACAGCAUGUACCUCAUGAACAUUUUAAUCAGCAACAUGAAGACAUGCGGGGAUCACCUGCUGAUAUUUCCAUGGCUCCCCCACCACCCCGUUCUGUUAAUCAGGAUGCUUUCCGGAUUAAUACUAGAAAACACAGUAAUUUGAUAACUGUACCUAUACAGGAUGAUUCCAGUUCUGGUGCUAGAGAAACUCCUCAAGCUCCUGGUCCUACUCUGCAUCAUCCUGAGUAUCCAGGACAGCCAGUAGUAACUCAUCCCCACCAUAUUAUGCCUCCGCAGCAACAUUAUGCACCUCCUCCACCACCCCCACCCCCAAUCAGCCAUCCAAUGCAACACCCUCCUCAAGCAGCAGGUACGCCUCAUAUGGUUUACAGCCAAGGUCCUCCACCACCAAUGACAUCUGCUCCACCCCCAAUUACACCACCACCUGGACACAUAAUUGCUCAAAUGCCACCAUACAUGAAUCAUCCUCCUCCAGGACCUCCACCACAACAUGGUGGCCCACCUGUAAAUGCUCCUCCCCCUCAUCAUUACAACCCUAAUUCUUUGCCACAAUUUAAUGAAGAUCAAGGAACUCUCAGUCCACCAUUCACACAACCUGGAGGGAUGAGCCCAGGAAUAUGGCCUGCUCCAAGAGGGCCUCCACCACCUCCACGAAUGCAAGGACCUCCUACUCAAGCUCCUAUUCCGGGUCCACAUCACCCAGAUCAAGCUAGAUACAGGCCAUAUUAUCAAUGAUAUGUUCAGUUUAAACUUCUUAGAUUGAUUCUAAUGUGUCAACACAGUUUUACAGUAAUGUAUAUAGAAAGUCUUAUGUCAUUCAAGGCACUCAAAAGGUUAAUCCUUGUUCCUGGGUUUUGGUGCAUAAAUAUUAUUGGUAACCAUAUGAAAACCUGUACCAUUGUAUAUACAUGAUCUAAAGUUUUUAAUGUGCUUUUGGCAAACUUAGAAUUUUCAAAGCGUGUGGUAGAAGAAAAGGCUAAUGUUUUUCACAAUUUGUAGCAGUAACCAUUAUGGGUAGUCCCACUUUUCCCCAUAAUAUUAUUUUUGUAACAUUGAAUUACUAGGAUUUCAUUGUGACCUUUAUCAAACUGUUAAAAUGAAUGUAACUUAAGUUUAGAUGUACAGAUAUGUUUAUUUUGUUUCUUUCUCUUUUCCUUUUUCUGCAAUAGUAACAUGCUGUUACACUGCUUUCUGGUAUUUCUUACCAUCAAUUCAAUAAAUACUAAGUUCACAAUA
Pelobates fuscus (common spadefoot toad) is the source of this 2155-nucleotide messenger RNA. RefSeq names its product Cbl proto-oncogene like 1 (gene CBLL1). Lineage: Eukaryota; Metazoa; Chordata; Amphibia; Anura; Pelobatidae. The transcript is spliced from 8 exons. Gene Ontology annotation, biological process: protein ubiquitination; regulation of cell adhesion. The record is from RefSeq and is a predicted model, not a curated record. The coding region runs from base 68 to 1654 and encodes 528 amino acids. Gene Ontology annotation, molecular function: ubiquitin protein ligase activity.